Lactuca saligna is the source of this 5357-nucleotide messenger RNA. NCBI's taxonomy places the organism in Eukaryota, Viridiplantae, Streptophyta, Magnoliopsida, Asterales, Asteraceae. The record is from the annotation of a GenBank genome assembly.
AUAUAAUAUAAAUUGUAAUUUUAUAUGAUGAAAAUUAGAAUUUAGAGCAAUUCCGAACGACGUGCGAGGGAACCCCAGCUAAGCGAAGAGAAAAGAAAAGAAAAGAAACAGUCGCCUUUCAUCAACAAAACACGAAAACUUAGGGAUCCCAUUUUCCUUAAAAAUCUCAAGAAUCCGACUUCCAUAUUCGGCAGCGGCCCAUCAAUCAACUCGAUCUCUGCUCUGCUGCCUGAUUUUUCACUGUUCUUAUUCGAUUUAUACGAACAUCGGCUCAAUUUAUUGUUCUUUUUACGGAUUAAGCUGCUUGGAAGGGAUAUACUCGUUGAUUUGUGUAUUAGCUUGUUAAAUUUAAUUAAUGAAGCAUAGGUAGAAGCUGUAGUUGAUCUGUUGUUACAUUGAAGUGAUUCCAGGCGCUGCCGUUUCCCCGAUCUGAUCCAAGUUUAACUGCAAAUGGCAGCAGUCAGUGUAGGGGUUGGAUCACUCGUCUGGGUGGAGGAUCCAGACGAGGCUUGGAUAGAUGGGGAAGUUGUUGAGGUUACUGGUGAAAACAUCAAGAUUGCUUCUACUUCAGGCAAAACGGUUGUUGCCAAGUCAUCACAUGUAUAUCCUAAAGAUGCCGAAGCACCACCAUGUGGAGUGGAUGAUAUGACAAAGCUUGCUUAUUUGCACGAACCAGGGGUUCUUGCUAACUUAAGAUCUAGAUACGAUAUAAAUGAGAUAUAUACUUACACAGGGAGUAUAUUGAUAGCUGUAAAUCCUUUCACAAGAUUGCCACAUUUGUAUGAUAGCCAUAUGAUGGCACAAUACAAAGGGGCAGCAUUUGGGGAACUGAGCCCCCACCCUUUUGCAGUUGCAGAUGCAGCAUACAGGGUUAUGAUCAAUGAAGGGAUAAGUCAGUCAAUUUUGGUUAGUGGAGAGAGUGGAGCUGGUAAAACUGAAAGCACAAAACAGCUCAUGCGUUAUCUUGCUUACAUGGGAGGUAGAGCUUCAACUGAUGGAAGGAGUGUUGAACAAAAAGUCUUAGAGUCCAAUCCUGUUUUGGAAGCUUUUGGUAAUGCGAAAACUGUCAGAAACAAUAACUCAAGUCGUUUCGGUAAGUUUGUGGAGAUUCAGUUUGAUGAGAAGGGAAGAAUAUCAGGAGCUGCUAUCAGAACAUAUUUGUUGGAAAGAUCUCGUGUUUGUCAACUAUCUGAUCCUGAGAGGAAUUAUCAUUGCUUCUACAUGCUUUGUGCUGCACCACCUGAGGAUUUAAAAAGAUACAAAGUGGGAGAUCCAAAGACAUUUCAUUAUCUUAAUCAAUCAAACUGCUACCAGAUAGAUGGGCUAGAUGAAAGAAAAGAAUACAUUGCUACAAAGAAUGCAAUGGAUGUUGUUGGAAUUCACUCUGAGGAGCAGGAUGGAAUUUUUAGAGUUGUGGCUGCAAUUCUUCAUCUGGGGAACAUAGAAUUUACAAAAGGAAAGGAAAUGGAUUCGUCUACACCCAAAGAUGAAAAAUCUUGGUUCCAUCUAAAAACCGCUGCAGAGUUGUUCAUGUGUGAUGUGAAAUCUUUAGAGGAUUCUCUAUGCAAACGUGUAAUUGUAACACGUGAUGAGACCAUCACCAAAUGGCUGGAUCCAGAAGCUGCUGCAAUCAGUAGAGAUGCAUUAGCAAAAGUUGUUUACUCAAGAUUAUUUGACUGGCUUGUUGAUAGGAUUAAUAACUCAAUUGGUCAAGAUCCAGACUCAAAAUACAUAAUCGGAGUGCUGGACAUUUACGGAUUCGAGAGUUUUAAGACAAACAGCUUCGAGCAAUUUUGCAUCAAUCUGACAAAUGAAAAGCUCCAACAACAUUUCAAUCAGCAUGUCUUCAAAAUGGAGCAAGAAGAAUAUACAAAAGAAGAAAUCAACUGGAGCUACAUUGAAUUUAUUGACAACCAAGAUAUCUUGGAUCUCAUUGAGAAGAAACCUGGUGGCAUUAUAGCUCUUCUAGAUGAAGCUUGUAUGUUUCCCAGAUCAACACAUGAAACAUUUGCACAAAAGCUGUAUCAAACAUUUAAGAACCACCAACGUUUCACCAAGCCAAAGUUGGCUCGUUCUGACUUCACCAUUUGUCAUUAUGCUGGAGAUGUCACAUAUCAAACGGAGUUGUUUCUUGACAAAAACAAAGAUUAUGUCAUUGCUGAACAUCAAGCACUCUUGAGUGCCUCACGUUGCGCCUUCGUUGCAAGUUUGUUUCCAACUUCAUCUGAUGAAUCCUCCAAAUCAUCAAAGUUCUCUUCAAUUGGUACGCGUUUCAAGCAACAACUACAACAACUGCUUGAAACUUUGAGCUCAACAGAGCCUCAUUACAUACGUUGUGUAAAGCCCAACAAUCUUCUCAAGCCUGCUAUCUUUGAAAACCAUAAUGUUCUACAACAACUUCGAUGUGGGGGAGUCUUGGAGGCUAUCAGGAUCAGUUGUGCUGGAUAUCCCACCAGAAAACCGUUUGUUGAGUUUGUUGAUCGGUUUGGCAUCCUGGCUCCUGAAGUUUUGGAUGGAAACAACGAUGAAGUCCUUGCUUGCAAGAGGCUUCUUGAAAAAGUUGGACUUGAAGGGUAUCAGAUUGGUAAAACAAAGGUGUUUUUAAGAGCUGGACAGAUGGCUGAGCUGGAUGCUCGCAGGACUGAGGUGUUAGGUAGAUCAGCCAGCAUCAUUCAAAGAAAAGUCCGUUCAUAUAUUGCUAGAAAAAGUUACAUAUUGUUGCGUCGAUCUAUCUUGCAAAUUCAAUCUGUUUGCAGAGGUCAACUUACUCGCCAAGUUUAUGAAAGCAUGAGAAGAGAAGCUGCUUCUAUACGGAUUCAAAGAAAUUUGCGAAUGUAUCUUGCAAGGAAAGCUUACAAGGAGCUUCACUUUUCUGCUGUUUCUAUCCAAACCGGCUUAAGAGGAAUGUCUGCACGCAAUGAGCUUCGCUUUAGAAGGCAGACAAAAGCAGCAAUCUUUAUUCAGAGCCAUUGUCGCAAGUUUUUGGCUCGUUUGCACUUUGUGAAAGCAAAGAAGGCUGCAGUUACUAUACAAUGUUCAUGGAGAGGAAAGGUUGCUCGUAAAGAACUGAAAAAGCUUAAAAUGGCUGCAAGGGAAACUGGUGCACUGCAAGCUGCGAAAAAUAAACUAGAAAAGCAAGUUGAAGAACUGACAUGGAGACUGCAACUUGAGAAGCGAAUGAGGGCUGAUUUGGAAGAAGCCAAAACACAGGAAAAUGCAAAACUACAAUCUGCUUUACAGGAUAUGCAAUCUCAAUUCAAGGAGACUAAAGAGUUGCUCAUGAAGGAACGUGAAACUACCAAAAAGGUAGUUGAAGCUGUUCCUGUCAUUCAGGAAGUCCAAGUUGUUGACCAUGAGCUCACAAAUAAGCUUACUUCUGAGAAUGAGAAGCUCAAGGAUUUGGUUAGCUCUCUGGAAAAGAAAAUUGAUGAUACAGAGAAAAAGUAUGAAGAAACAAAUAAACUCAGUGAGGAGAGGUUGAAACAAGCUUUGGAUGCAGAGACAAAGAUUAUUCAGUUAAAAACUGCCAUGCAGAGUCUUCAAGAAAAGGUUUCUGACAUGGCAUCUGAGAAUCAAAUUCUUCGACAGAAAGCAUUUUCUACAACUUCUGCACGUAUGGCUGAAUACCCACAAACUCCUGAAGCUAAGAGCAUGGCGAAUGGUCACUUUGCAAAUGAGGAGACACAAACACCUGCUGCUAGGAAUUUGAAUAAUGAAUUUGACAGCAAGGCUAAAAGACCACCAGUUGAUCGUCAACAUGAAAACGUUGAUGCUCUUAUUGAAUGUGUUAAGAAAGACAUUGGAUUCAGUCAAGGAAAACCUGUUGCUGCAUUUACUAUAUACAAAUGUCUUAUCCAAUGGAAGUCCUUUGAAGCCGAAAGAACUAGCGUGUUUGAUCGUCUCAUUCAGAUGAUUGGUUCAGCCAUCGAGGAUCAAGAUAAUAAUGAACACAUGGCAUAUUGGUUAUCGAAUUCGUCUACUUUGUUGUUCUUACUACAAAGGAGUAUUAAAUCUGAUGGUGCAAAUUCAGUUCGUAAACCUCCACCUCCAACUUCACUGUUUGGGAGAAUGACAAUGGGAUUUCGUUCAUCCCCCUCUACAGUGAACCUUGCUGCAGCUAAUGCAGCUCUUGAGGUAGUACGCCAGGUGGAAGCCAAAUACCCCGCCCUUCUUUUUAAGCAGCAGUUAACAGCAUACGUGGAGAAAAUGUAUGGUAUUAUCCGUGACAAUUUGAAGAAGGAAUUGGGAUCAUUCCUCACGUUAUGUAUUCAGGCACCACGAGCUUCCAAGGGAGUGCUACGAUCCGGGAGAUCCUUUAGCAAAGAUUCACAAUCUAAUCAUUGGCAAGGCAUCAUUGACUGCCUCAACACUCUCCUCACUACAUUGAAAGAAAAUUUCGUUCCCCCAAUCAUUGUUCAGAAAAUAUUUACUCAGAUUUUCUCAUACAUCAACGUACAGCUAUUCAACAGUCUUCUUUUGCGGCGGGAGUGUUGUACCUUCAGCAAUGGAGAAUAUGUGAAAGCCGGGUUAGCUGAGUUGGAGCUAUGGUGUGCUCAGGCUAAAGAAGAGUAUGCAGGGUCAGCUUGGGAUGAACUUAAGCACAUCAGACAAGCUGUUGGGUUCUUGGUUAUACACCAAAAAUACAGAAUAUCAUAUGACGAAAUCAUCCAUGAUCUAUGCCCCAUUCUAAGUGUCCAGCAGUUGUAUAGAAUAUGCACGCUUUACUGGGAUGACAACUAUAACACCCGAAGUGUAUCCCCAGAUGUGAUUUCAAGCAUGCGGGUAUUGAUGACAGAGGACUCCAACAGUGCUGCCAGCAGUUCAUUUUUACUCGAUGACAAUUCCAGCAUACCUUUCUCUGUUGAUGAUCUGUCAAGUUCACUCCAAGUAAAAGAGUUUGCAGAUGUGAAACCAGCACUAGAACUCAUCGAGAAUCCAGCCUUCCUAUUUUUACACGAGUAAAGGCUACUCACGGAAACAUGAACAUACACUACUACCCACUACCCACACAUAUCAUAUCAUAUCAUAUAUAAAUAUAUUAUUCUUAUGUUUGCAAAUAUAGCAUACGCUUUGAUUGUUGUAAAAAGGUCAAUUCUUUAUUAUUUUUUUCUUCUCGCUUCUGCCCCUUUCAACUGUAACAAUGUUGUUACUUUCCUUUAGCAUGCCAUAUUUUUGGGUUUUUCUGCUAUGGUCAGCAGUAUUCUUUAUACGAGAUAGGAGACGGGUAUUCGUUUUGUUAUGUUAUCUGGUCCGAUGUCUGGGUUUUUAUAUUCUACACUUUUUCACUUCUUGUAAUGAAAUAUAUUAUCAGCUACACAAAUUUAUAUGGAAAGUACUUUGUAAUUUGGAUUUUCAAA